Cydia amplana is the source of this 1039-nucleotide messenger RNA. Its product is annotated as procathepsin L-like. The transcript has 6 exons. Gene Ontology annotation, molecular function: cysteine-type endopeptidase activator activity involved in apoptotic process; cysteine-type endopeptidase activity. The record is from RefSeq and is a predicted model, not a curated record. Bases 32 to 1039 code for a protein of 335 amino acids. Gene Ontology annotation, cellular component: lysosome. NCBI's taxonomy places the organism in Eukaryota, Metazoa, Arthropoda, Insecta, Lepidoptera, Tortricidae. Gene Ontology annotation, biological process: immune response; positive regulation of apoptotic signaling pathway; positive regulation of peptidase activity.
ACUUAUUCCAAAUAUCUGUCUUCCAGGAGUUAUGAAUUGUGCGGUUUUGCUUCUGAGCGUUGCGGCGGUGGGCGUCUUUAGCUUCGACAGCUAUAACUUGGUGCGGCAGGAAUGGGAGGUGUUUAAGCUGGAACACAAAAAGCAAUAUUCAUCAAUGGAGGAAGAUAAAGAACGCAUGAAGAUAUACGUCGAUAACAAAUGGAAGGUGGCACAGCACAACAAGGCCCACGCUCAGGGGCACACGUCGUUCACGCUCGCGCUCAACGAGUUCUCCGACCACUACCCACGGGAAAUACAGCGCAUGCGUGGAUACAAACCCAAAGUGGGUCGUCCUACUGCAGCCUUGCAACAUCACAGCCUGCCCCCCGAUGAUCUACCUUUGACCAUGAAUUGGGUUUCUAAAGGUGCCGUAACGGGGGUCAAGAACCAAGGUGCAUGUGGUUCCUGCUGGGCGUUUAGUGCCACGGGUGCUCUUGAGGGGCAGUAUUUCCGAAAAACAGGACGAUUGGUUUCACUAUCCGAACAGAACCUUCUUGAUUGCUCUGAAAUCUACGGCAAUGAUGACGGCUGUGUUAACGGCGGUGUCGUGGUUUUUGCCUAUACGUACGUUGCAGGCAAUGGCGGUAUUAGUAUGGAGAAAUAUUAUCCCUACAAAAAAGUUCAAGGCUUGUGCAGGUAUAACCCUAAAUACUCUAGUAACAUGACCGUCAAAGGCUUCCAGGAUCUGCCUUAUGCUGACGAAGGGUAUCUCCAAAGUGCGGUGGCAAAUAUAGGGCCGAUAUCCAUGAGUAUGGACGCUAGUCAAAAAAGUUUUGAACUCUACAAAGACGGUGUGUACUUUGACAAGAACUGCUCUUCUACUGAUCUGGAUCACUCGGUUCUGGUGGUGGGGUACGGCACGGAGCAACCGGGCGGCGACUAUUGGCUGGUCAAGAACUCGUGGGGCAAAACCUGGGGCAUGAAGGGCUACAUGAAGUUGGCGCGCAACCGCGGCAACCACUGCGGCGUCGCGACCGAGCCCACCUAUCCUUUGCUCUAA